Molecule: messenger RNA, 1018 nt
Organism: Cucurbita pepo subsp. pepo (vegetable marrow)
Lineage: Eukaryota; Viridiplantae; Streptophyta; Magnoliopsida; Cucurbitales; Cucurbitaceae
Gene: WRKY23
Product: WRKY DNA-binding protein 23
Biological process (GO): regulation of DNA-templated transcription
Molecular function (GO): sequence-specific DNA binding; DNA-binding transcription factor activity
Source: RefSeq, a predicted model, not a curated record
AGUCACUUUCUGUCUGAUUUCAAGUUUUUAGAGAGAGAAGAAAAAAUCCAACAAGCAAACCGCCGCAGAAGCAUCGGACAUGGAGAAGAAGAAGGAAGAGAUUAUGAACUCCGGCGGCGGCAGCGGCGGCGGAGGCGGCGGCGGUGGUGGGUAUUUGCCAUUUUCCGACAGUAUGACAGGCGGCAGUUUAUUUGAUUUUUGUGAUGGUGAAAAAUUGUCUGUUGGGUUCAUGGAGCUGCUUGGUGUUAAAAAUGGUGAAUUUAAGGAUUAUUGUUCGGAGGUUGUGAACCCUCCGGACACCCCUAAUUCCUCCUCCAUCUCCUCCCCCUCUACCGACGCUGCCGAUCACGACGCUGACGGUGAAAAUCCUCAACAACAACAUAAGCCAUGUAAUAAUCCUUUGAAGGUGAAGAGGAGGAAGCAAAAGAGAGAGAAGGGACAAAGAUUUGCUUUCAUGACGAAGAGUGAGGUCGAUCAUCUCGAAGAUGGGUAUCGUUGGAGGAAGUACGGCCAAAAAGCUGUCAAAAACAGCCCUUUUCCUAGGAGCUAUUAUCGAUGCACCAAUGCAUCUUGUAACGUAAAGAAGAGAGUUGAACGAUCUUUUGUUGAUCCAACCGUCGUGGUCACCACGUACGAAGGCCAACACACUCACCCAAGUCCGAUUCUCACUCGGUCCGCCUUAGCGAUCGCCACUCCACCUCCGCCCUCCAUGUUGGGAGGAGGGUGUGUCGGUGUUGCACCCAUACCAUGGCUCAAAGCUAGCAACGACACUCAUGCAAUAUCUCAUCAAUACAUACAAAACUCGACCUUCUACCCUCCCCAACAUUCAACCGUCGAUUACAACCGCAGCCUCAUCGGAGCAGCGAACAUGGCCGGAUUGCUUCAGGACAAAAGAUUGUGCAACCCAAAUCCUGCUUUUCUUGCCGACCAUGGGCUGCUUCAAGAUGUUGUUCCUCCUCAUAUGCUGAAACAGGAGUAAAAAAAAAAUAAACUUUACAAUAAGUUUAGACAUAUAUAU